UAUCUAUCCGUCGACUGUCACGCCGCUAUUGCUUACUUUCUCACCCAAAUCUCUCAUUUUCCCUCUCCCAGCCGUUACCGGCAGUCGCGCAUGACAUGACAUCAAUGAGCAUGAAUUUCCAAAAUUUCUUUCUAUCAUCCUUAUCCAUAAGAUACAAAUCAGAUUUUCCUUUUUUCCCCCCCUUUUUUUUUAACUUUAAUUCCAAAAUUGUUUUUCUUACGUGGGAUCCUAAGAUGCGCUCAUCAGCUUCAUUGGCGGACAUCAAUGGCGGCUGUGAAGGCAAUGAGCUUUGCUCCUCUCUUUCUGUUGUCUCUGCUGUUAGCAGCUCACAAUGUCGUUGUCAGUGAAGCGAGGAAAGGUGUUGGGAUUUACGUGCUGAGGAGAGGUGACCUCACCCUGCAGUUCACGAACUAUGGCGCCACCAUGCUCUCCGUCAUCCUCCCAGACAAAGACGGUAACUUAUCCGAUGUAAUACUCGGAUACGAUACGUUCGCUGGGUACAAGAAUGAUACAACCUACUUUGGAGCCCUGGUCGGGCGCGUCGCCAACAGGAUUGGGAAGGCCCAGUUCACCCUCAAUGGCGUCCGGUACAAGUUACCCGCCAAUGAUGGGAACAACACUUUACAUGGCGGUCUAGUAGGUUUUUCCGAUGUCAUAUGGGAUGUACAGAGCUACAAUACGGAGUCUCACGUGACAUUCACUUACAAAAGCUUCGAUGGUGAACAAGGCUUUCCUGGAGACCUCUGGGUAUCCGUUAAGUACAUGCUGAUAGGGAGGAACAAGUUGGGUGUGAAAAUGGAAUCCAAGCCCCUUAACAAGCCAACUCCCGUGAAUCUCGCCCUCCACACAUACUGGAACCUCAGGGGACACAACAGCGGCGAUAUCCUCUCCCACAAAAUUCAGCUCUUUGCCUCCAAAAUCACCCCAGUAAACGACAAACUCAUCCCCACUGGAGAGAUCAAAGACAUUAGAGGAACACCGUUUGAUUUCCUCCAGUCCCGACCCAUAGGAAGCCAGAUAAACGAACUUCCCAAUGGUUAUGAUAUCAAUUACAUUCUCGAUAAGACGAGCAAUGCCCACUUGAAGAGGGUUGCAGUCGUGAAGGAAAGUGUCUCAGGAAGGAAGCUGGAGCUGUGGAGUAACCAGCCCGGGGUCCAAUUCUAUACGAGCAAUAUGUUGAAAAACGAGAAGGGAAAAGGAGGAGCCAUUUACAAGAAGUACGCCGGACUUUGCUUGGAGACUCAGGGGUUCCCCGAUUCGGUGAACCACCCAAACUUCCCAUCCCAGAUUGUGAAUCCCGGAGAGACGUAUAAGCACAUCAUGCUGUAUAGGUUCACGGCCUAAAGAAUCAGCUGGAGAAACUCCAGUCUUAGGUUUGAUUGAAUUUGCGUUGGUGAAGAAGGCAUCUUGGUUCUUAUGUAUAGCAGCUGAUGGAAUAACCAGCUUAUCUAAGAAAAGGAGGACAAUCGUGUCAACAUUAUUUUUGAUAGGCUUUUCAUGUCUUGUUGGGUCAAUUUAUGUUAUCAUAUUGUGUUCUUUUGUUGGAAA
Punica granatum (pomegranate) is the source of this 1548-nucleotide messenger RNA. The record is from RefSeq and is a predicted model, not a curated record. NCBI's taxonomy places the organism in Eukaryota, Viridiplantae, Streptophyta, Magnoliopsida, Myrtales, Lythraceae.